This is a messenger RNA of Anisakis simplex (herring worm), 237 nucleotides long. The record is from the annotation of a GenBank genome assembly. NCBI's taxonomy places the organism in Eukaryota, Metazoa, Nematoda, Chromadorea, Rhabditida, Anisakidae.
GAAGAUCCCGCAGAGAUUAAUGCCGCCUUCAGAAAACUAGCGGCUGACGCUCAACUGGCAACGUCUGAGUUCAGAAACGAGUUGAAGGAUGACUAUCUCAAACAACAACAACGAAUAAAGGAACGUGUUGAUCAGAUUUCGUGCUUAAUGAGUGUACUCAAGGAGGAUCCUUACAUUAAGAAGGCAAUCGAACAAAACGGCUACGAUGUGGAUAUUCCUGGUAUUCCUGACUUUUGA